Culex quinquefasciatus (southern house mosquito) is the source of this 3405-nucleotide messenger RNA. RefSeq lists its product as uncharacterized. The transcript is spliced from 10 exons. Gene Ontology annotation, molecular function: transcription cis-regulatory region binding; protein binding. NCBI's taxonomy places the organism in Eukaryota, Metazoa, Arthropoda, Insecta, Diptera, Culicidae. Bases 454 to 3138 code for a protein of 894 amino acids. The record is from RefSeq and is a predicted model, not a curated record. Gene Ontology annotation, biological process: positive regulation of transcription by RNA polymerase II. Gene Ontology annotation, cellular component: nucleus.
UGCCACAGCCAGAGACCAUCCAGCGCCAGCCAGCCAGCCAAAAUCCAAAAUAAAAGUGUCUUCAAAUGAAAUGAACGCCAAUAGUGAGCUGCCUGCAUUAAAUCGCUUUAUUAUUGACCACUUGAGUUGUUUUGUUUCGCAAAUUCCGACUCCACCGGUGAAAGCAACAGCAGCAACAAGACCAGCAACAACAACAACAACCAAGGGCAAAACUACCAACUCGUCGUCGAUCGAGGUGAUCAGCUUCAGCGGCAAGAGACGGCGGAAGUCGACGACGCGGGUGGUGGCCGGAGGAGCGUGGUGGUGGCGGCGUGACGACCAGCGGAAGGUGGUGGUUCACCAAAGCAGAGCGCAAAAUCGUCUCGCCCAGCAGGAAGAAGAGCCCAAGAAGAAGGUGGUCCCCGGGGGAAGCGGCACCGGCAGCAGCAGCUGAGGGUGGAGGUGGAGCAGGAGAUGUUUGCGGAAAAGCUGCUCGCGAGCGUCGCCAAAACGGAUAUGAUGGCGGCGGCGGCCAACAGCCGAAGUGACACGGAGGACCUGCUGUUCGAGCAGUUGGUACCGGUCGGGAUGCUCAACGGCACCAUGAGCAUCCAGAAGCCCCAGACGGUCAUCACCGAUCUGGGCAAAUCGCUGCUCCAGGCAGCCAAAACCGGCAACACUGAAAAAGUCCACGAGCUGAUGAGCCGGGGUGCUCCGUUCACGGCCGAUUGGUUGGGAACUUCCCCGCUUCACCUGGCGGCGCGCUACAAUCACGUGGAAACGUGCAAAGUGCUGCUUCGGGCCGGCAUCAGCAAGGACAGCAAAACCAAGGUCGACCGGACGCCGCUCCACUUUGCCGCCUUCCAGGGCAACGUGGACAUUGUGGAGCUGCUGCUGAACGCCAAGUGCGAGGUGGACGCCAAGGAUAUGCUGAAAAUGACCGCCCUGCACUGGGCCGUGGAAAAGCGCCACGACAAGAUCGUGGAGCGGUUAUUGCAGCACGGGGCCGAUCCGAACGCGGUGUCCAAGUUUGGCAAAUCGCCCAUCAGUAUUGCGACCGAAGCGGGCCAAGUUGAUCUGGUGCGGAUUCUGCUGCUGGCGAACCAGAUGCGGGCCGCGAGUCAGGAACAGGUCCAGGAAGCCACGGACAGUCUCAUGUACGAGCUGCAGCAGCACAAGGAGCGCGACAGCAGUGCGACCAACCUGGUGGACGACGCCGACGACGCCAUCACGAUGGACCUGAGCAACGACGGAAGUAUCUCUAACAUCUCCAACCGCAACUCGAUGUCGGCAAGCGCGGCAGCGGGUGUCACCACCACCAUCGACGUGGACGAGCACGACGGCAACUCCAACGACACGGACAAUCUCAUCGAGAAGGAGGACAGUUUGAGCGAUGCCAUCAUCAACCUGGAACAGAACACCGAACAGGACCCCAACAAUCUGGACUCAAACACGCUCCAGAUGCUCAAAGAGCACGGCAUCGCGAUGAUUCCGUCCGACGACUCCGGCAGCAGCCUGAUCACGUCCGCCAUCCAGAGUGGGCGCAAAAUAGUGCUGUCCGAGGCCGGCAAGUUCGCACUCAACGAAACGCGGAUGCAAUCCACGCCCCCAACAACGAAGAAAACAAUCAAAAUUAUCAAAAAGACUUCGCCUUACAUGGUGUCGCAGCACCACCAGAAUCAGAACCAGCACCGGCAAUCGAUGAUCCAUGGUGGCGGCGGAGGAGGAGGGGGUGGUGGUGGUGGCGGCGGGACAAUCAAAACCAACAAAGUCAUCAAAAUACUGUCCGCGGAGGAGUUUAAGCAGAUUUGCGGCGGAGAGGUUAGCGGGCUGAAGAAGAUUGCCUCGUCCGACUACCGGAAAGCGGUCCAGGGCUCGACGACGACGAUGAGCCUGCAGUCCAGUCUUCUUGCGGAUCCAAUCGGCGAACGCGGUCACCCGGGCAAACGCUCCCGGCAGUCCGCGCUCACAUCCGGUGGCAUGUCCAAAGCUAACCACACCAACCAGAACCCGUUCAUCGCCUUCGUCCACCACCAGCGGACCGCCGGAAUCUCCGUUGCACGGCGACUGCUUAUCGUCACCCUGGGCGCACAGCGUCGUCUUCUUGAUCACCAGCGGGUUGUACGUCUUGCUACAGACGGAGUUCGUAAUGACCUUGAGCGGGGCGAACUGCAGCUGCUGAGCCACGGUACCUCCGUUCUGCUGCAGUCCCCAUCCGCUGACGGUGGCAACCUGGCCAGCGUAGUCGCCACUUCCCGAGGCUUGAUCACGGCAACGUCGUUCGUCGCAAACAGUGGGUUGUACUUUUCGUGCCGGAUGUACUCGGUGGCGGUCACCACGACGCGACCAUCGUCCGCUCCGUCCAAGGCAACCGCUCCGAGCGUUACCUCAAACGAGCUGGGCACGACCCUGGGCGAGCUGGAUCUUGAGCUGGACCUGGUACGGAAACUGUCCGUCGGCGGCCGUCUGUCCGUUGACCACUCGGGAGGACUGGUCCUGCGAGGGUGCCCCACAGGCCACGGCGAUCAGGGACGCUACCACGAUGAGUGCCUCACGGCGUUCACCGCGCCCCGGGACGCUAGGUUCACCCUCAGGCGUUCCCAACAAGCAAUUCAAAAAAUCGUCACCACCAAGUACCGGUUGCCGGGCUCCUCAGUCGGUGGCUCUUCCAGCAGCAGUUUUACCAGCGCCGGCAACAACCGUCACAUAAUCACCUCGGCCGAUGGCGUCAAACGGUUGCGGACCGCCACCGGGAUGGAGAUCAUCUCCAAACUGCCCACCAAGCUUCCCCAGGACACGGUCGUAUCGGUGGAGGGUGCCAAGCAGCAGCAGCAGCAGUCGACGUCCUCGCUGGCCAGUGGGAUCGUGCCGAUUUCGACGGUGAGUUCCUCGGGCCAGCAGCGGCUGGUAAGUAGCAAUUCGAAUUUAUCUUCCAAUUCCGCGCUGGGGAGUUCCGCGUCGUCGUCGAUGACGUUGGGCGAGCUGGAACGGCACUUCCUCGAGCUGAAAAAGCAAACCGAUGAUCUGCGCAAACAGUUUGAGCUGUCGCAGAAGCAGAACGAAGAGUACCGAGCGCGGGUGGACAAGCUCGAGAAGGAGGUGCAAACGCUGAAGCAGAGUAGUAGUAAUAAUCCUAACAAUUUUAUAGAGAUAGUUUAGAAACGGUUGAGAUGUUGGUAGGGCUAAAGGGGAGAGAGAGAGCGAUAGUGUGAGGUAAAAGUGGCGCGAAGGAUUCAGUUUAGAGAUUAUUUAUUACGGUAAAAUGUUUUCCGACGUUGGGAGGGGAAUGCGAACAGUACAACGCGUUGGUUGUAUUUCGGUUAUAUAUUUUUAUAGGAAAACACUGUGCUGCAAUUAUUACGGUACGCAAAGUUGAAGACAGCUCCGACAGGAAACAAACAAGAAUAUUAAACAAAAACACACUAA